This is a messenger RNA of Pochonia chlamydosporia 170, 1863 nucleotides long. RefSeq names its product transposase. The coding region runs from base 1 to 1863 and encodes 620 amino acids. Gene Ontology annotation, molecular function: protein dimerization activity. NCBI's taxonomy places the organism in Eukaryota, Fungi, Ascomycota, Sordariomycetes, Hypocreales, Clavicipitaceae. The transcript is spliced from 5 exons. The record is from RefSeq and is a predicted model, not a curated record.
AUGCGUACGGGCGGCCCAGACGGCUUAUUUAAUAAGCACAGCGCCGUAUACGACGAUGGCUUUAAGCCAGCAAUGGCAUGGCAGUGCCUCCUCAACCAGGGCUCGAUUCUGGCUAGAGUAGCUGUGAAGGUGAUGAACACACUUGUGAACUCCGUACCCUCAGAACGAAGCUUCUCUGCUAUUAGUUUUAUACAUACAAAAGCUCGGAAUCGCCUUACGCCAGUGCACGCUGACAUGCAGGCCUUCAUUUUUAUGAACGACCGCGUGUUAGAUCGUCUCAAGGACGAGAAGUAUGCCCACAAAAAGCGCUGGGCGGAUCUUGAGGAGAAGGACUGGCUAGAACUCGAAGAUUCAUAUCUCGAGUUAUUUGUGAAUGCGCAGGGCAAGAAGGUCUGGAUGGACGGCGCGAUGGCCUCAACCAAUGAGGAUUUUGAGUGGGAGGGUGUAUUACAGUCGACGGGUGAUAUAUUGGGUGUUGGCACUGAGGUGGAAUCUGAGGAAGGGGAAAUUUGCCACAUCACUACCCUGGACAACGAAACACGCUGGAACUCUUGGGCCAUUGAGGUCGCAGUCGCACUGUCAAAGAGAAAGGAGAUCAAUAGCUGGCAAGAGGACCAUCACAGCGAAUUAGGUGAAGACAGGCUGGAAUUUAAAGACUGGCAGGAGCUGCAGCUAGUCGAUGAGUUUCUCCAGCCAUUUUUGAGCGCCACCAAAGGCACUGAGGGUGAGGAGAGUUCUUUGGACGAUAUGCUAAUGUCUAUGGACUUUUUGAUUGAGCAUUUCAAGUUACAGAAGGAAAAGCAUAAGAAUAACCCUCAGAUGACGACUAGGAUCUUGGCGUCAUGGUUCAAGUUCGACAAGUAUUACCAGCUAACCGAUGACUCUCCAAUUUAUGCUGCCGCCAUCCUUCUCAAUCCUGCCCUUCGUAGGGCAUACCUAGACUCUGCAUGGUCUCAUCAAACGGCCUAUAUCGAGCCGGCAGUUGAACAAGCCAGAGAGAUGUGGACGCAAAGCUUCAAACCCAUGGUAACAACAACGACGGAAGAAGCUCUUGCAGCCAUUAAAGAUCCUUUUCAGCGGUUUCGAGCAAAGGCAACAGGCUUUGUUUCCAUCAAAGACGAAUUCGACGACUUCAUCAACGCAAAUCCGCAUCCAAUUGGCUCUCAGUCUCCUUUAGAAUGGUGGCUUGAACCAUCUCGCAGAGCACUCUAUCCAAACCUGCAACAAAUGGCCGUAACAGUAUUCGCUAUCCCACCGAUGUCGGCAGGUCCAGAGAGGGUGUUUUCGGGCACACGGCAUACAAUUGCACCAGAACGCGCAAGGCUAGGCGCCAAGAUGGUAGAAAUGACAGAAUGCGUUAAGAGCUGGGUGCAUAUCAGGCCAGGCAGAGCUCGCGCGGUACUUUCUGGGGUGUUUCGCAACUCUCAACACGCGGAUGACGCCCUUGGAGUGCUGCAAGAAGACAGCCACAGAGAAGAGGCUAGUGAAGCUGAGACGUCAGUUUCAGUGACUGAAACUGAUACUAAGCUCGGUUUCAGUUUCAAUACGUUUCUAUCCAUCACUGCCUGGUGGCUCCGUGAUGAGCAGAAGGAGCGCUUUCCUCGAUUGUCAAAAAUGGCAAUAGACAUUUUGUCAAUACCCGCCAUGUCUGCUGAUCCUGAACGUACAUUUUCUGGAGCACGGCGCUCAAUAUCAUGGGACCGAAUGCUCUUUGGAGCGUCAACAAUUGAGAGGGGCGAAUGCUUAAAAAGCUGGAUCCGUAGUGGCAUAACGGCGGGGCUACAAGUGGAAGAGCUUGAGCAAUACGAGCACAUGGCAAAGGAAGACAGCACCGUAGCUACAGGGGAAGAUUUUGACCUCUGA